Bicyclus anynana (squinting bush brown) is the source of this 1221-nucleotide messenger RNA. RefSeq names its product alpha-tocopherol transfer protein-like. Lineage: Eukaryota; Metazoa; Arthropoda; Insecta; Lepidoptera; Nymphalidae. The coding region runs from base 140 to 1063 and encodes 307 amino acids. Gene Ontology annotation, cellular component: membrane. Gene Ontology annotation, molecular function: phosphatidylinositol bisphosphate binding. The record is from RefSeq and is a predicted model, not a curated record. The transcript has 5 exons.
AUAUUAUUCGUCAGCAGUAUUAUCCUUACUCAGCUAGAGCGCGCAGUGUUCCACAUUUUGAAUUGAAUUUUAAAAUUAGAACGUAAAUCGCGUCAUAAAGUUAUAGUAUUUUAAAUUACUGUGAAAUCUAAAAGCCAUAAUGGCCUUCCUCCAAGGACCUUCCCCGAAGCAAGAAGAAAUGAUUAGACAAGAGCUGAACGAAAUGCCCGGAGAUGUGGAGAGAGGAAUAAGAGACCUUCGCAGCAUGUGCGCUGCCAACCCUUACCUGCCAAAUCCGGAAUCCUUAGACUCACGCUUGCUGCUGCUUUUUCUGCGAGGCUGCCGAAUGGACUUCGAGCGGGCUAGGAAGAAGUUGGAAACGUUUUGCUACUCUCGGUCGCGAUACAGAGACCUAUUCGAACAUCGCUCGCUCAUAGAACCUCCUCUGAAUGACGUGUGCAAAUUUUUAGACAUAGUGCCCCUGCCGAAGGUGACGGACGAGGGCUUGCGCGUCACAAUCUUCCGGAUGCGCCCCAACUACCCGGAGAGCUCGUCUGACAUCGCGGCGACAGCGCGCGCUAUUCUGCUAAUCAGCGACGCGCGGAUGCACGACGAGACGCUCAUCGCUGGAGACGCCUUUGUGUGGGAGUGCACCCACGUGCGCGCGUCGCUAGCUACGCGCGUCGCCAUGGCGGCAGGCGCCGUGCGGCGCAGCAUCCAUCUCGCGCAGGCCGCAUACCCCCAGCGCAUGCGCCGCAUACACGUGGUGGGCGCGCCCGCGCUCAUCGCCUCCUCCAUCAACCUCAUGCGCUCCUGCGUCAACGAGAAGAUCAGGAAACGGUAUUACUUGCAUUCGAAAACGGAAGAGCUAUUGGAUCACUUCCCGUCGAGAGUGCUGCCAGUGGAAUGGGGCGGUGACGAAGAGUCCAUAGACGUUCUCGCGAAGAAGUGGCGUCGUCGUGUUGAGGAGUUACGUGAAUACCUGAGGAAUCUGAACGAGUUGUGUGACGUCACGCCCGGUGACGUGUACCAUGACGACAUCUAUGGCGCGGUCGGCUGCUUCAGAAAACUCGACAUCGACUAGUGAGCGACGCAAGUUGGAACAAUUUAAGGAUAUUAACGAAUGCCACAAAGCUAUCCAUUUGCAUCCACCAUAUCGUCCUUGGCUUUUUUUUUAUAAACCCUUGAGCUCCUGUAAUGCAGCUUGCAGAAACCGACCCAGCUAAUGUGAAGCCUAUAACA